Molecule: messenger RNA, 721 nt
Organism: Octopus bimaculoides (California two-spot octopus)
Lineage: Eukaryota; Metazoa; Mollusca; Cephalopoda; Octopoda; Octopodidae
Biological process (GO): double-strand break repair via homologous recombination; error-prone translesion synthesis
Cellular component (GO): zeta DNA polymerase complex; nucleus
Molecular function (GO): DNA-directed DNA polymerase activity
Source: RefSeq, a predicted model, not a curated record
GAAAUGUUAUUAGAUGAAGAUCUUGAGAGAAUGAGUACUUGUGAACUAGAGGUGGAUAUCGUAGCUGCUGAUAUAUUGAAUAGACUUGAUGUUAAUGAUAACAUUGGUGUUAAUCCAGGUUUAACUGCGCUGUGGAACGAUGAAAAAGAACGGCGGCGACUGAAAGGUUUAUCUUCUCAGUGUGGGCUAAGUCAGUCCCAAGAAAGGGAAAAUCUCAUCUCCUCACCUUGUGAAGAAGCACUCAAGAACCGUUUACAGAAAAUUAUACAAUUCCAUCAAAUGUAUGGUCAACACACGACACAUUCUCAGGAUGGAGCCAAAUCUAGUCUAGACUCUGUAUAUCCAGCUUCUCUUGUGGAGUCUCAUUCUUUCACUGAUGACAGUAAGUUUUUGUCUUCUUUUUAAUCAUUAUUCUCUUCUUUGCAAGAAUUACAUAGUUUUAUUGACAGUUUUGUGAGCUACACAUUUGGUAGAAUGGUGAGAAGUUCCAACUUUAAUACCAGUAUUGUAUAAAGUCUUACUGAAAUGAAACACAAAUAGACACCAUGUCCACUUCAAAGCUAGCUGAUAACUAUUUGGAAGUACAAGGUACUUGAUUCAGCUUUCAUUCUAUGGCAAUUUGUCUUAACACACACCUCAUUUUCUAUCAGAAUGUGGCAUCUCGACCACAUCCAUUCCUUCUCUAUAUAUAUUGUCUUUUACUUGUUUCAGUCAUCCAAAU